This is a messenger RNA of Baudoinia panamericana UAMH 10762, 2121 nucleotides long. RefSeq lists its product as uncharacterized. The record is from RefSeq and is a predicted model, not a curated record. Bases 1 to 2121 code for a protein of 706 amino acids. Gene Ontology annotation, cellular component: secretory granule; plasma membrane. Lineage: Eukaryota; Fungi; Ascomycota; Dothideomycetes; Mycosphaerellales; Teratosphaeriaceae. Gene Ontology annotation, biological process: intracellular protein transport; vesicle-mediated transport. Gene Ontology annotation, molecular function: syntaxin binding. The transcript has 6 exons.
AUGGUAUCAAUAAUAGAUGCACAGCGCGAGAUCAUACUCGGGACGCUCAAACAUGUGAUACAAGGAGACUGGAAAGUCCUGGUUCUGGACUCAGAGUCAAAGCGCCUGAUCGACAAUGUGAUUGAUCAGGAUGAGGUAUUGAACCUCAACAUUACCUACAUUGAACAGAUCACGGACCGCCGCCAAGCGAAUAGAGACAUCGAUGCCAUUUACUUCCUGACACCGCAGCCAUACAUCGUGGACUGCGUCAUGGCGGAUCUGGAGAAGAGAAAGUACAGAAAGGCGCACUUGGUUUGGACCAGCUUACUGCACCCUGCUCUACGAGAACGGAUAGACAAGUCGCACAAGUCACGCGAGCAGAUUGCGCUGUUCCGAGUGCUCAACGCAGAAUUCUAUCCCCGAGAGUCGCAUCUAGUCACCUUUCGUGACCCGUGGAGCUUCCCUAUUCUUUUUCACCCAGGUUGCAACAAUCUGGUCAGGCAGCAUAUGGAAGAUAUUGCUCAGAAAAUCGUUGGCGUCUGUGUGGCGCUAGGCGAAUAUCCAAGCAUUCGCUACUACCGCCCACGACGAUCGAAUCACGAAGCAAGCGUACUGUGCUCGCACCUUGCAAGAUUCGUACAAGAUGAGCUUGACCUGUACGCUAAGUUCCACGAGGACUUUCCGCCACCGACGAAGCGACCAAGGGGUACUUUGUACAUUACCGACCGCUCGAUGGACCUAUUCGCACCCCUUCUGCACGAAUUCACAUACCAGGCAAUGGCGCAUGAUCUCUUACCCAUCAAAGAAGGCGAUAAGAUCACCUACCGGACUACCAUCAACGAAGGCCAGCGUGACCAGCAGGAAAAGGAUAUCGAAAUCACCGAAAAGGACAAGAUAUGGACUGACAACCGCCAUCGCCAUAUGAAAGACACCAUUGACGUCUUGAUGGCGGACUUUCAGCGCUUUAUCAAAGACAAUCCAAACUUUACCAAGGAAGCCGACGGUGGCGCGAAUAGUCUGAACGCCAUCAAGGACAUGCUUGCAGGUCUGCCGCAGUUCCAGAACAUGAAGGAGGCAUAUGCGCUCCACCUAGGCAUGGCGCAGGAGAGCAUGAAUCGAUUCCAACGUUGGAAGCUGGCAGAGCUAGGCAAUAUAGAACAAACACUUGCCACAGGCCUAGAUGAGGACUACAAGAAACCGAAAGGCGUGGCAGACCAAGUGGUCAGGAUGCUUGACGAGGAUGAUGUCCAACCCGAAGACCGACUGCGGUUGUUGCUGCUGUACAUGCUGCACCGGGACGGCAUCUUACGAGCGGACCUUGAACGGCUAGAAGCACAUGCCAACCUCGCUCCUAGUGACGACGCUCCGAUACAGAACCUGACUCUAUUAGGAGCGAGGAUCGAACGUGGACUGAAAGACAAGCGACCACCCCCAGACUCGCUGUUUCCCCGAAAGCCUCCCCCUCCGGUCAACGCGCAAGAGGGGUAUGCACUUUCGCGCUUCGAGCCUGCAAUGCAGUUGCUUCUUGAAGCGCAUGCAAACAAUGCCGUAGACGCACAGGCUUUUCCGUACACCAAACCUCCUCUUGAUCUUGACGAAGCGGCUCAAGUCUCUGCCACCUCCCUUCGGACGGCGAACCCGAGCUGGGCCAAUCGACGUGCAGGAAACGUGGGAUCAGAGAACAGACAGCGCGUAAUCGUGUUCGUAGCAGGUGGUGCUACCUAUUCCGAAUCGCGGGCUUGCUACGACAUUGGCCGAGUUACUUCGCGCAACAUCUUCCUCGUGACAUCGCACAUGCUUACGCCGAAGCUUUUCCUACAGCAACUUGCUGACCUUUCAGCCGACAAGCGUAAGCUGAACAUACCUGCAGAAAUGCCGAAGCUGCAAGCACCUGCGCACCUUUUCGAGCCAGAUCCGCAGCCAAAGCCUCCUCAGCAACCACAACCAUCUCAGCAGCAGAGAGCACCCACUGUAGCACCCCCAACGCAGCAGAUAGCGAGUGUGAACCUCAACGGGCGAUCCAACGGUACACCGGACGCCGCAGGAGCAGCGCCUACUGCGCCAGUUCAAGCGAAUAGUUCUGCGAAGUUGACAAAGGAGAAGAAGAAGCAUCACUUCGGCUUUGGCAAAAGGAAGGAUUGA